AUGUUCAACCGCCCCGGUAUUGCCUCCAUGUCUCUGGGUAGACCUUGGAUCCACGACCUGCCUGGCAAGUUGAUGCAGGCUGCUGCCCACGGCUUCGAGGGUAUCGAGCUCUUCUUCGACGAUCUAGACUGCUAUGCCCAGCGCACGUUUAAUGGCGACCACAUGGAGGCCGCCCGUCAAACGCGGCGCCUGUGCGAGAGACUCGGCAUGACCAUCAUCUGCCUGCAGCCCUUUUCCAUGUACGAAGGUCUCAUCGACCGUGCCGAGUCCGAUCGUUUGAUCAAUGAGAAGCUGCCCAAAUGGUUCACCCUGGCGCGGGCGCUGGGAACCGACAUGAUUCAAGUUCCUUCCAACUUCCUCGGCCCCGAUCCCACCACCGGUGCCCCCAGGACAACGGGCGACCGCACCGUGAUUGUCCGUGAUCUCCAGCGUCUGGCUGAUCUCGGUGCCGGUGCCGGUUUCCGCUUCGUCUAUGAGGCUCUCUGCUGGGGUGACCACGUCGACACCUGGGAGGCCUCGUGGGAGGUUGUCCGUGAUGUCGACCGUCCCAACUUUGGUCUGUGCCUGGACUCCUUCAACAUUGCCGGUCGUGUAUAUGCCGACCCUGCCUCGCCUACUGGCAAGACCCCCAACGCGGCCGCCGAUCUGGCUGCUUCUCUCCAGCGCCUGCGCACCGCCAACAUCGACCCUGCCAAGAUCUUCUAUGUCCAGCUCGUCGAUGGCGAGCGCCUCACUGCCCCUCUGAACGAGGAGCACCCCUUCCACGUCGCCGGCCAGCCCGUCCGCAUGAACUGGUCUCGCAACGCCCGUCUAUUCCCCUUCGAAGAGAACCGUGGCGGAUACCUGCCCAUUCUGGAUAUUGCGCGCGUAUUCUUCGAGGACCUUGGCUUCCGCGGCUGGGUGUCUCUCGAGCUCUUUAGCCGUACCCUCGCCGACCCUGAUCCGUUUACCCCCGCCGAGCACGCUCGUCGUGGAAUCGAGUCUUAUUAUAAGAUGGGUCGUGUUCUGCAGUGGGAUGGCCAGGUGGAGAAGAACACCGUCUCCAUUCCCGAGUGCCUUGCAGAGGUUACUUCUCCUGUUCAGCACCACCUGUAA
Molecule: messenger RNA, 1095 nt
Organism: Penicillium cataractarum
Lineage: Eukaryota; Fungi; Ascomycota; Eurotiomycetes; Eurotiales; Aspergillaceae
Product: sugar phosphate isomerase/epimerase family protein
Exons: 1
Coding region: 1-1095 (364 amino acids)
Source: RefSeq, a predicted model, not a curated record